AUGUCAAAACAUAUCAAAAGGUUCAAUGUACGGUUAGAAUAUAUCUAUAAUGGGAUGUGCAUCCUGCUCUGCACUGACAACUUCUGUGAGCUGGGACAGGGUUUGGAGUGCUUGGGUCAGACCCUGAAGGAUCAGAUGCCAGCGUUGAGGCCGGGGGGCUGGGGGGGCUGGACGCCUGGGGGCGGCGUGCUGGGCUAGUCUGUGGCGUACUGGCUGAAGGCGCUGGAGGGGCAGCAGCACGGCAUGAAGGUGCUGGUGGUGGAGAGGGACCCCACGUACUUCCAGGCCUCCACGGUGCUGUCGGUGGGGGGCAUCCGGCAGCAGUUCUUGCUGCCAGAGAACAUCCGCAUGUCGCGCUUCGCCACCGCAUUCCUGCGCCGCAUUGACGAGUACCUUGGGGUGCCCAACGAGCCCUACAUCGACAUCCAGUUCCAGCCCUCGGGAUACCUCUUCCUUGCUCUCACAGAAGCUGCUGCCAGGCUGGAGGCCACUGUCUGGCUCCAGAGGGAGGAAGGGGCACAAGUGGCUCUGCUGUCCCCAACCCAGCUGAAGGAGAGGUUCCCCUGGAUGAACACAGAGGGGGUGGCUGUGGCCUCCUAUGGUCUGGAAGAUGAAGGUUGGUUUGAUCCCUGGACCCUCCUCAAUGCCUUCUGCCACAAAGCCACCUCUCUGGGAGUCCACAGCUGCUCCGGGGAGGUGCGAGGCUUUGUCACCUCAGCUAGGGACUUGGUGCCGGGGGGACCAUCGCUGACGUCCGCACGCAUCAAACACAUCCACAUCUACAUGCGGGACAGCCUGGAGUACAAGCCUGUGGCUUGUUCCAUCAUGGUCAACGCUGCGGGUGCCUGGGCCGGGAAGCUGCUGGAGGAGGCAGGGCUGCCCGAGGAGAUGUGGCAGCCCCCCCUGUGUUUUUUUUUUUAA
Messenger RNA from Dryobates pubescens (Downy woodpecker), 921 nucleotides. Its product is annotated as FAD-dependent oxidoreductase domain-containing protein 1-like. The record is from RefSeq and is a predicted model, not a curated record. Lineage: Eukaryota; Metazoa; Chordata; Aves; Piciformes; Picidae. Gene Ontology annotation, cellular component: cytoplasm. Gene Ontology annotation, molecular function: oxidoreductase activity.